Molecule: messenger RNA, 1994 nt
Organism: Hippocampus zosterae (dwarf seahorse)
Lineage: Eukaryota; Metazoa; Chordata; Actinopteri; Syngnathiformes; Syngnathidae
Product: leucine-rich repeat neuronal protein 4
Exons: 2
Coding region: 222-917 (231 amino acids)
Source: RefSeq, a predicted model, not a curated record
UUCCAGUAUUUGUUUUGAUUCAUUGUGAAAAUUCCACACGGAGAGCUUUCCUGUAAGUGGAUCCAGCUGACUGGGCUACACUGUGUCCCCGCAUGGGUGUGUGUGUGUGUGUGUGUGUGUGUGUGUAGGCAUUCACCGAAGCUCUCUUGUGCAACACAGUCUGGAAUGUUAAAUUUGUGCGAGCCGACCGCGACAGCUAAACAUCGUCUCCAGGCCGUGCGAUGGCUGCCGGCAGACGUGUUCCCUUGAUGGUGAUUUGCCUGCUUCUCUUCAGCGGUUCCACAUCCCAGCCGACAACAAAACAAGAGACGGGUGCCGAUCGGACACGACCCGAGGCCCUCGCGCUCCCCUCGGAUGACUAUCACGACAAUGAGGAUGAAGUGGAGACGGUUCCAACUAAGACCGUACCGUCAAACGGAGGAACCUCAAAGAGAUGCGAAUACAACCCCUGCGAGGAGGACCAGCCGACUUGUUUUGAGCUCUCGGUGAUCAACGCCUGCCUGUGUCCGGGAUCGACGUCUCACCUUGUGGCACCGGAGGCUCCUUUCCUGAAAACGUUGACCUGGAACGGUUCCGACGUGGUCCUGCGCUGGUGCGCCCCUCACUCCUUUGUGAAAGGCUACAGGGUGACGGUCGGCGGGUCGGAGAGGCGAAGGUUCGGGAAGGAGAGACGCGGCGGCGGCGUGGGGCCCGUCGAGAACGUCUCCGAGGUUUGCGUGCUGGCGCUGAAUGACGCCGGAGAGAGCGAGGGCUCGUGUAUGAUGUACCGGCCCGACGAGCGCAGCGUGGCUCUGAAAGCGGGGCUCAUCGGAGGCACUCUGGGUCUCUUGCUGCUCGUCUCGCUGGCCGUUCUGCUCUGGAGGCGUCGGCAGCAGAGGAAGCGGCAGAACGGGAUCCCGACGGGGGGCGCCGCCUAAACUCAAAAUGACAACGCAUAUCUUCUCAUGAGACGUCUUUCGAGGCACACUCGGGUGACAAUUUUUUUUUUUUGUACAGCAGAUAGAGCCACAAAAGCGCACUUUUGUUGUGGGGGGUCACAUAAGCAGAAUCUUGAUUUGUAUCAAAAACUGUAUAUUGCCCCUACAAAACAGUGGCGGAACUUGACUUUCAUUCCGAAAACGCAGAUCAAACCUUUUUUUGUAGGUGACCCCCUGGGGCCCCCCCCUCUAGCUCUGCCAGUAAUAAAAAAUACUUCAGAAUCAAUCAACAAAAAAUUGUCACGUGCUAUUUAAUUUUUUUUGUCUUUUGCAAAAGUUAGAUUUUUGUGCAAAUCUCUUGUUCAUUACUCACAAAAUGCAGAAACAUGUAUGUACAUAUUAUACAUUGUUUAGACUUUAUACAUUCGCGCAAACAUUUUUUUUUUAUUAUUCAAUAAAUGAGUACCGGUACUCAAGCUAAAUCGUACAGUUUUUUUUAAAUACAGUAGAAACAGUUGAGAGUCCGUUCACAAUGUGUGGGGGUGAAGUAUAGGUGGUAAAUUCCUCUGCUAUGUUUUACAGGAAAAUAAAUCCCCGGUGACGCAGUUUAUAGAUAAGCAAGAUUUUUUUUUUCUUGAAAACAAUUAGUGCUGCAUGUUUCAGUUUGUAGAGUUUGGACACGGCAACACCGCCAAGGGUCUAAAUGCCGGACGGGAAACAUUCCAAAAAGACACUGCAGGGGCUGUUUGUCAACCCAUCGGUACGGUAAUGCUGCUGUUGUUAUUUGAGGUAAAAUACACCAAAAAAAAAAAAAGGUCACGAUAAUAUUUAAGAUCCAUAACUGACAUGUUUGAGGUAUCAAGAAUGAAGUCAUUAUGCCGCAAAAAUUGCGUGUGGCAUUGAUUUGAUGCUUUAGCUCUCUGUGAGAGGCGUUUUUUUUUUUUGGGGUUGUCGUGUGUGAACGUUUAUUUUUUGUUGUUGUUUUAAUUGAACGCACACCAAGCAAGGUUUGAUCUUGACUAUCGUACUGUAAAUGUUUCUUAAUGGUUCUGACUAUUAAACACAAUUCCGGUCCAA